AUGUUUUUUGAAACCACAGGACUUUAUUCACCUGAGCUCGUAUCAGACAUGUAUUCUUCAGAUCAAGAAGAGGAGGUUUCAACUCCAAUUGCCACCGAACAAUCGCUUGAAGAAGAAACUCCCAUGUGUUCUAAUAGCGACCACGUCGUGUUUGUCAUCCAUGGCAUUGGCCAACAAACUGAGCAAUAUGGCAUGUUUGAGCAAAAUAUGCAAUCAUUACGUGACACAAUGCGUCAAGUGCUACAGACACGGAUGCCUGGUCAAGAAAUGCAAAUCAAAAUGAUCCCUAUCGAGUGGCAUCGACACAUUCAUCAGGAAACGGAUCCUGCUAUUCAUCGAAUUUUGCCAAAAUCAAUCCCAACGCUACGCAUGAUCGAGACCGAUUACCUUGCGGAUGUACUUUAUUACUUUAGUCCCAAUCGUGGAGAAAGCAUUUUGCGACAUGUGACACAAGAAUUCAAUGCAGCCUACGAUCUAUUUAUGAAGGAGCAGCCUAACUUUUGUGGCAAGAUUGCUAUCCUAGGAUACUCGUUGGGUGGUUUGAUCUCAUGGGAUAUGCUCUCACACCAGCGAGAUGUGAGUGAUCCAAUCGAAAUGGAGCAUCAGAGGCGUUUUGAUGUUCAAGUACCAAGGUUGGAUUUCAUGCCAGAUUAUUUGUUUGGUAUGGGUUGUCCCGUAGCAGGAUUGCUGGUGGCACGUAACCAAGAUCCUCGUCAUUAUCAUCCUGAUGACAGCGUUGUGUUUGAGAACAUUUAUCAUCCCUAUGAUCCAUUGGCUUUCCGCAUUGAGCCGCUCCUCAACGAAGACUUUACACACACACCUGCUGUUACAGUGGAGAAGGCACAGCCAUCAUCAGGCUCAUUGCUAGGUUAUUUAUCCUCUGCAGUAUGGCAAUUCUUUGGUAGUGCUGCAUUGGGUGAACCUCGUCCUGCUAGUGAAAUAUCGCGUCGUGCAAGUGCAGGAGACAUUCUCAUAACACGCAAGGAUCGAGACUUUCUUAUGCUGCAGCGAUCGAAUAGUAUGCCUGAUCUUGGAAAAGAAAAGCUCAAGCCCAUGUUAUCGCAUCAACAACAAGAAGAAGAAGAUGAUAACACGAGUGAUACAGCAUCCUCAUGUUCAUCAUGCGAAUCAUCUCCACCAGCUACACCGUUGCCUGAAGAAGAAAAAGAAGCCCGGCCUUGGUCUAUGGACAAAGGACGUCGUUUUGAUUAUGAGCUUACGCCUGAGACGGGUGUCAUGUCGAAUGAAUACAUUCUCGGACUCAGUGCUCAUUUCUCAUAUUGGACAAACAAGGACAUGCUUUGGCAUAUAUUUUGUCGCAUGGAAAACAUUUAG
Lichtheimia ornata is the source of this 1335-nucleotide messenger RNA. RefSeq lists its product as uncharacterized. The transcript is spliced from 5 exons. The coding region runs from base 1 to 1335 and encodes 444 amino acids. Gene Ontology annotation, molecular function: metal ion binding. NCBI's taxonomy places the organism in Eukaryota, Fungi, Mucoromycota, Mucoromycetes, Mucorales, Lichtheimiaceae. The record is from RefSeq and is a predicted model, not a curated record.